ACGACGGAUCCAGUAUCGAAGGGGCCCCCUCCGCGGAGGUGAUUCAGCUCGGCCGCUGUGCAGGUGCCCUCUCGUAUGUACACUCGACAAGGCGAGCAGAUGUUUUGGACAAUCACGAAAAGUGGGUCUGGAGAAAGUCUAACACUUGUUCUUGAUUGGAUCGAUUCUGGCCGCGCUCGUUGUAUGAGGAAAUGGCACAGCGGCAGUGUCUUCUUCUGUGGAAGCGGCUGCGGGGACGCCAGCAGCAGCAGCCUAGCAACAAAUGCGAGCGCGGCCAAAAUAUAGUUGACCAAAACCAUUCCGUAAGAUAAUGACGGCAAGAACACCAGCAAGCAACACUCUGCAACGUUGACGUUCAUAUAUACGCGUUUCAUCCUCUCCCCUUUGUCGUUCUUUCUCUUCGUGAGCGCACCCGUGAUUCAAGAGGAUACUAGCUAGGAAGAAACAGCAGCAGCAGAAGCAAGCAAGCAAGCAAAGAUGGUCCGCCGCUCCUGCUGCAUCCCAGGGGUCGUCCUGUCCUUCCUGGGUAUGGCCCUUCUUCUGCUCUGCACCGUCUCGACGCCGCUCGCAUGGGGCUCCAACUCGAACAUCGGCUUCGUCCAGAGCGGUGACCUGCUCAACGACGCGGGCGAGGGACUGAUCGACUACACGGACGGCUCCAACACAAACCGCCAGAUCCAGUAUAUCACCUUUGGCACGUAUGGGUACUGCACAAAGGGAGUCGGAGAGUCGAGCUACCGCUUUUGCAACAACCUGGGCAGCGCGUACGCGGUUUACCUUCGCCCUUCGGGGAAUGAAACGACAGCAGCGUACUCACAAACCGAGAUCAAGUCCUCCUGGACACGAGGUCUGGUCCUGCACAUUGUUGCCUUUGUCAUCGCUGUCAUCGCGCUCGUUCUCGCGUGCGUGCCGAACAUGAUGAUCCUCCUCAUCUCCAGCUUGGCCCAUCUCCUCGCAGCGCUGUUCGCACUCAUCGCGUUCAUUAUCGACAUUGUCCUCUUUGUCUACUCGCGCAACCGCAUUCAGCAAGUCGCCCCUGGCGCUAGCGUCUACCCAUGGAUAGGCUUUUACUGUGCACUCAUCUCCAUCCCGCUGCUGGUACUCGCCGGCAUCACCGUCUGCUGUGGUCGUCGCGAAAAGGGCGACGACUUCACGGCCAGCUCAUCCAAGCGCUCUGGCAUCGAUUUCGGCGGCAUGUUCAAGCGCAAGAACAGGGCUGACGUCAAUGAGGGCGGCGUGCUGCUCAGUUCUCGCCAGAAAGUCCUCGAGGCGUUUGAAGAUAGCAGGGCAUGAGUGCGUUUACACAUUCGGGGAACCGCAACAUCUCUUCUCUCCUUGUUGCAAGCACGACAUUAUCACCUGGACACAACUUCAAAAUCGGACAUUUGCUCUCGCCCCCCUCUCGUUUUUUGCUCCCAUUCAUGCUUGGGUCGUCUUUCUUUCUUUUCUUUGUUGCCUACCUUGGCUGUCAAGCCUUCAUUCCGGCAAGACGUUCUACCUGCGUUCUGACCGGCCAUACUAGAGGGCGCCCAACUACAUGUUCCCCCAUUCCAAAUGCAAGUGAACGUUAAAUUCCACUCCUGUCUGUUGCAUACAUCGCGUGUUGGUUGCAGCCGCUCGAUGAAGCGGCAAUGCCGAGUCCAUGUGCCGCCGUGGACUGUUGUCCACAAAGCUCAUCUGUAAGCUGCGAGUAUGGACUCGCCUGAUGGACAUGUACCUUCCAUUUUGGGCCUUCCAGUAAAACAAAGCGGCCUGCCAGCCAGCCUGUGGG
Molecule: messenger RNA, 1771 nt
Organism: Tilletiaria anomala UBC 951
Lineage: Eukaryota; Fungi; Basidiomycota; Exobasidiomycetes; Georgefischeriales; Tilletiariaceae
Product: pali-domain-containing protein
Exons: 5
Coding region: 478-1293 (271 amino acids)
Cellular component (GO): growing cell tip; plasma membrane; cell division site
Source: RefSeq, a predicted model, not a curated record